AUGGCCGCAACGUUCAUACCGGUUUUCUUCCCUUCUUCCUUUUUUAUCAUCGCGUUAUUUGUUUCUGUCCAAAUUCAUUACAAUGCAAUAAGCAACAACCUAAUUAUCCAACUGGCAAGAAAAGAAAGGAAAAAAAAUCCAAAGAAAUUGAGCGACCGACUGAAACAGAAUGCAACAUCAACUCAAACGUCGGCAAAACUGAGCAUAAAUAAUGAAGAAAUUUUUUUAAGCAAUACAUCGGCACAGCAGAAUGUUGAAGAUGAUUACACUCAGCCAGCCAAGAAAGUAAGCUCUGAUCCUUUUGCUAACCUGCUGGAUGGCUGUAGCUCAUCAACCAAUGAAAUUUCAACUGCUAAACCCUCAGGUCAUGAAGAAUUGGGUAGAUACAAAGCCGUGGAUUUGCUAGACGAGUGUUAUGCAUUUCUGCCAGUUCAGCACAAUCUCAGAUGCUCGAUUAAGUCUCUGCACGGGAAGCUGAAGAAGUGGAAUUAA
Helobdella robusta is the source of this 492-nucleotide messenger RNA. RefSeq lists its product as hypothetical. Lineage: Eukaryota; Metazoa; Annelida; Clitellata; Rhynchobdellida; Glossiphoniidae. Bases 1 to 492 code for a protein of 163 amino acids. The record is from RefSeq and is a predicted model, not a curated record. The transcript is spliced from 4 exons.